Triticum turgidum subsp. durum (durum wheat) is the source of this 1005-nucleotide messenger RNA. Lineage: Eukaryota; Viridiplantae; Streptophyta; Magnoliopsida; Poales; Poaceae. The record is from the annotation of a GenBank genome assembly.
AUGAGCCACCCCUUCUUCACGCCCUCCCUCGACCCGCCCGACAGGGUGCCCGCCGCGCGCUUCCCCAUGCCGCUCGCCCCACUCGCCUUCCCCCUCGUCCUCGACUGCCGCCACGGCCUCGCCCUCCUCCUCAAACGGCGUGUCAGCCAGCUCCUGGUGUGGGAUCCGGUGACCGGAGACAAGCGCCCUGUGGACCUCCCCCCGGCCUUCAAGGGGCGGCAGGUGAUGCUCCACAAUGGGUCAGUGCUCUGCACCGCCGCCACCGCCGCGGAAGGCCGCCUGCACGGCAGCUGCAAUUCCAGCCCAUUCAAGGUGCUGUUGCUGGCCUCUGGCAGAACACAUGAGCGAUCCUUCUCGGUCUGCGUCUACUCAUCGCAGACAGGCGCAUGGGGCGAUGUGAUUUCAGCAGAGUUUCAACCUGCCGCAAUGGAGCCUCUGUAUACUGCAUCCGAGCUGUACAUGUACGUCCCCAGUACCUUGGUUGGGAGCUCCAUCUACUGGCUGCUUCGUGGCAAUGGCGACACCAUCGUCGAGUUCGAUAUGGAUAGCCGGACCCUAGCUGUGAUAGAGAUGCCACUAGAUCUGUAUGACCAUGGUAUAUCCAGCUCCUUCAUGACUAUGCCAGCGCAGGAUGGUGGGCUUGGCUUGAUCCUUGUGAAUGACUUCUAUGCCAAAUUAUGGAAGAGGGGGGCUGAUUGCAAUGGUGUCGCUAUAUGGGUGCCAGGAAUAACUAUUCAGCUGGGCAAGCUUCUUUCACUGAAUGCUGAGCACAACAGAGGUCCACUGUCUUUGUUGGGAUUUGCCGAGGACAGCAAUGCGUUCGUGGUUGAGGCAUCUAGGAUCGGUAUCUUUCUGGUCUAUCUCAAUCCUCUGGGUUUAAGAAGAUUUAUGAAAGGAGGGAUCUCUGUAAUCUUUCAUCCAUUUGAGAGUUUCUCUGUUGCAGGUAAUGUCUUUGUAUCGUAUUUGACUCGAACUAAUGUUAUUGUAUGGCACAUCUUGUUAUGA